UGUGUGUGUGUUUGUGUGUCUGUGUGUGUGUCUCUGCGUGUGUGUGUCUCUGUCAGAUUCCCCGACCAGGAGCUGAGGAGGACGGCUGUCCAAUGGAUGGACUCCAUCUCCGAUCCAGAGCUGCUCGACUUCCUGCCGCAGCUUGUCCAGGCUCUGAAGUACGAGUGUUACCUGGACAGCUCUCUGGUUCGGUUCCUCCUACGUCGAGCCAUCGGGGACGUCCGCGUCGCUCACUACCUCUUCUGGCUGCUGAAGGACAACCUGCAGGACAGCCAGUUCAGCGCUCGCUAUCAGCACCUCCUGGCGGCGCUGCUCUGCUGCGUCGGCCGCGGCCUCCGAGAAGAGUUUGACCGCCAGUGCUGGCUAGUGUCCGUCCUCGCCGCGGUGGCACACCGGGUCCGAGAAGCAUCGCCGUCCAACAGACAGGUAGGGGGACUAAGACGUCCAAUAGACAG
Messenger RNA from Etheostoma cragini (Arkansas darter), 455 nucleotides. Its product is annotated as phosphatidylinositol 4-phosphate 3-kinase C2 domain-containing subunit beta-like. Gene Ontology annotation, cellular component: plasma membrane; phosphatidylinositol 3-kinase complex; cytoplasm. Gene Ontology annotation, biological process: phosphatidylinositol-3-phosphate biosynthetic process; phosphatidylinositol-mediated signaling; cell migration. The record is from RefSeq and is a predicted model, not a curated record. The annotation marks the transcript as partial. NCBI's taxonomy places the organism in Eukaryota, Metazoa, Chordata, Actinopteri, Perciformes, Percidae. Gene Ontology annotation, molecular function: 1-phosphatidylinositol-4-phosphate 3-kinase activity; 1-phosphatidylinositol-3-kinase activity. The transcript has 3 exons.